Molecule: messenger RNA, 3994 nt
Organism: Chinchilla lanigera (long-tailed chinchilla)
Lineage: Eukaryota; Metazoa; Chordata; Mammalia; Rodentia; Chinchillidae
Gene: Man1a1
Product: mannosidase, alpha, class 1A, member 1
Biological process (GO): carbohydrate metabolic process; N-glycan processing
Cellular component (GO): endoplasmic reticulum; Golgi membrane; extracellular exosome
Molecular function (GO): mannosyl-oligosaccharide 1,2-alpha-mannosidase activity; calcium ion binding
Source: RefSeq, a predicted model, not a curated record
CGCUGCAUUGGACCCGGUCCUCACCGGCGGAGGAGUCGGUCCCAGACUUCGCGUCCGCGGGGCUCGAUUUAUGGCCGGGAGCUCUGGCAGCUAAGUCUUCCCUGGAUGGAAAAUUUGAGCAACUACUAUGAGAUGAUGAAACAUGCCUGGGACAAUUACAAACUGUACGCCUGGGGGCUGAACGAGCUGAAGCCCAUCUCCAAAGGCGGCCACUCCAGCAGUCUGUUCGGUAACAUCAAGGGAGCAACUAUAGUGGAUGCCCUGGAUACACUUUUUAUUAUGGGAAUGAAAGAUGAAUUUGAAGAAGCAAAAUUAUGGAUUGAAAAAAAUUUAGACUUUAAUGUGAAUGCUGAGAUUUCCGUUUUUGAAGUAAAUAUACGCUUUGUUGGUGGACUGCUGUCAGCCUACUAUCUGUCUGGAGAAGAGAUAUUUCGAAAGAAAGCAGUGGAACUUGGGGUAAAAUUGCUACCUGCAUUUCAUACUCCUUCUGGAAUACCUUGGGCAUUGCUGAAUAUGAAAAGUGGCAUCGGGAGGAACUGGCCCUGGGCCUCCGGAGGCAGCAGCAUUCUGGCAGAAUUUGGGACGCUGCACCUGGAGUUUAUGCACCUGAGCCACCUGUCAGGAAAGCCCGUCUUCGCUGAGAAGGUCAUGAAUAUCCGAGCAGUAUUGAAGAAACUGAAAAAACCCAAAGGCCUUUAUCCUAACUACCUGAACCCCAGUAGUGGACAGUGGGGUCAACAUCACGUGUCAGUCGGAGGACUUGGAGACAGCUUUUAUGAGUAUUUGCUCAAGGCAUGGUUAAUGUCUGACGAGACCGAUCUAGAAGCUAAGAACAUGUAUUUUGAUGCUAUUCAGGCCAUCGAGACUCACUUGAUCCGCAAGUCCAGCGGGGGGCUGACCUACAUCGCAGAGUGGAAGGGGGGCCUCCUGGAGCACAAGAUGGGCCACCUGACCUGCUUCGCCGGGGGGAUGUUUGCUCUUGGGGCCAAAGGGGCGCCCAAAGCCCUGGCCCAGCACUACCUGGACCUCGGGGCUGAGAUCGCACGCACCUGUCACGAGUCGUACAACCGCACCUUCAUGAAGCUGGGACCAGAAGCCUUCAGAUUCGAUGGCGGGGUGGAAGCCAUUGCCACCAGGCAAAAUGAAAAGUACUACAUCUUGCGACCGGAAGUGAUCGAGACGUACAUGUACAUGUGGCGGCUGACUCACGACCCCAAGUACCGGAAGUGGGCCUGGGAGGCCGUGGAGGCUCUGGAGAGUCACUGCCGGGUGGCCGGGGGCUACUCAGGCCUGCGGGACGUGUACUUGGUCUAUGAGAACUAUGACGACGUGCAGCAGAGCUUCUUCCUGGCGGAGACACUGAAAUAUCUGUACUUAAUAUUUUCCGACGACGACCUUCUCCCCCUGGAACACUGGAUCUUCAAUACUGAGGCACAUCUCCUCCCCAUCCUCCGAGCAGAUAAAAAGGAAGUUGAAGUGAAAGAGAAAUAAAAGACAUUUUCUGUUUUCUUCUGCUUCAUUCCCUUCGCUGCAUACCUUAAGGGUCCUUUCCUGGUAAUCAGGCACAUGACGAACUUCUAUCAAUGAGUCUAUGGUUAUUCUAAGUUCUGAAGCUGUUUUGCAGUCUUCUAUGUUUACUAUGAGGCAGAAGUACAUCUAAGUUCCUCUUCCUUCCUUACGCAGCUAGUGAGUCAGAUUUUGUUUCUCUGGUUUGUUUGAGUGUCACUGCAGGUCAUCAAGGCGUGGUAUCACUUUCCUUAACCGCGUAGAACGCUAUUCCAGUGACCUCUUCAUUACCAUUUGAUUUGACUGCAAAACUUUUUCCUCCUCUGUGAGGAGAGGAUGUCUGCUUUAAGCUGUAAUGUUUUGCCAUGUUGCAAAAAGCCAUAAUAAUAAAUGAAAUAUUAAAAAGCUUUUUCCUUUUCAGUAUCACAUGAACAUGGUUUGUCUAUCCACCAGAGACAGAUGUUACAACUGUGACAGCGUCCUUAUGCGGGUCUAUCAUUCUUUGAUAGGAUGUCUCCUGAACACCCCUCACCUUGUACUUCAGAUUAGAAAGUCAUCCCCAGGGAGUCCUCAUGCUGACCUCAGUUCAUCGCGGCCACCGUACGUGUUGGUUGGUUGAUCACGUUGCUGUUUCCGCAUUGGGUGAAUUUGUUCUCACUUUGCUUUAAGUGUCCGGUGUCAUUUCUGGACCGCGGACUUCUUACUUCCUUCCAUUCCCCACUCCACAGCAAGGUGAGCUCUCAGGCUGUGCAGCUCCGCCACGGUGGAAGGACAUUUCUAAAGGGAAACCAUGUCCCUGUUAAUGUGCUCGCUUCUGCUCUAAACCAAAUAAGUAAAGCACUCGGGUCUCUAAAGAGAAGGUGAUGAUUUCAUAUGGCUGUUAGUUAUUUGUUUCCACUUCUGCUUAAAUUUUUUCUUAAAGAAAGAAGCAUUCCACGUGGUUCAGGCUUUUCAAGUUUGAAAAGGGUCUUUUCUCAGAUGCAGUAAACUAUUUCAUUUGAAAGCAGAAUUUCAGUAAGAGAAGCUCUGGCAACUUACUGAUUCAUAGUCAAUUAAAGAGAGUCAAAUAAACCCAAGCCAAAUAAGAAUAUAUUUAGGAUGGUUAAAUUAAACAUGAGGACUCUUAGAAACAGCAUAUAGGAAUGGACAACGCACAGUUUGUCCGCAGCCAAUCAAAAUAAUUAUUUGAUUCUUCUAAGCAUUAAGUUUUGAAAGAAAGAAGAGCGGUUUUCCCAAGAACAGAUCUGGUGAGAUCCUGUGUCUUCUUCCCGUACUGGUCAUGUUUCCGUGGAAGGCCCGGCCUGAAGCUGUGUGGACGAAGGCACAAAUGAAUGUCCACCCUGUGGUGGUGGACGGACCUCGCCACCGCCAGGGGCAGCCUGCAGCGUACAGAGUUGCUGGGUCACUGUGUUUGUAGUUUAAAAUGAUCCAGGGUCAGCAGUUUCAUAGGAUUGAGCCCAAUACUUUUAAAUCAGUUGUUUUCGUAGAUCUCUUUAGACAACAUUUUUAUCUAUUUCAACUUUUACAAUGUUUCAAAAGAUUUCCUUCGAUAGGACUGGUUUGUACGGCCUAUUUUUGUUUGUCUUUCAGUACGGACAUUCGUUUAUUAGUACAUCACUGUGGCCAUGUUAAUGCAUCUGUGACCCAAAAUAACUUCUACUCAUAGCUCAAGCUCCCCUAAAGAACUGACUAGACAAUAAGUCCUUCUCCCCAAAUGUUUAAGGCAAAAUACAGAAGAUAUGGCCCAAAUUGGUUAUAUGUAUUUAUAGUUCUCAUAGGAACAUCCUUGGAGUAGCGGUUACAUUAAUGGAAAUUUCUUCACAUUUCAAUGUGAUUCAGAGGUGCACACGAAGCCGACCCGCACCCCUGCAGCAGGCGGAGUGUGAGGUCGGGCUGUGUGACCUGCAGCAAGCCCCUCAAGCCCUGGCGAAGAGACAGGAAGCUGUGCUACGCGUCGCUCUGCCAAUGGGGAGAACAGGCUUUCAGUUCUAGAACUUGCCUUUUUUAAACUGAAGUCCCAAAACACCAAAAAUGUAAAUGAGAUAGGAGAUUAAUAUUAUAGUGAUGUAAUUUAAAGUUCUAUUUUGUGUUAAUUAUGUUAAACAACUGAAGUCUCUAGGGAGACACUGUCUUUCGUUCAUUUUCACCAAAACUGCAGUUAAAAUGACAUCCGUAUUCACAUCCUUAAAGGUGAGCAAUUUAAACCACUUAAUUUUGUGUUUACACAAUAUGUUUUGAUACAUUUUGUGCAAUCAAUAUUACACGUAAGUUGUACGCCAGUUUCAGAACUCAGUGAUUUCAUCAUGACCUCUUCAUUUGUAUUACCCACUUUUUACAUUGAUUGUUUCUGAUUUGUACAUAAAUCCAUCUGUCAUCUCAGACUUUAUAUAAACCUCUAGUGUUAUGAGAAACAUAAUAGAUUGACACAUAAUUUUUAAAAACUAUAUUUGUAAAAUUUCUCUAUUGUGAAUAAAGUCUGUUAAUAUAU